This is a messenger RNA of Oikopleura dioica, 462 nucleotides long. NCBI's taxonomy places the organism in Eukaryota, Metazoa, Chordata, Appendicularia, Copelata, Oikopleuridae. The record is from the annotation of a GenBank genome assembly.
AUGGGUUUUUUCCUUCCGUACCUCCAGGUCGCUCGUAGCGCCGGAAAAUCUACCUUCCCCGCUGCCGUCGCUGGUCAGGCUGCCUAUGGCCUUCCUUUGGCCAAGUACCCAGUCCAGUGGGUGGCCCCUAAAGAAGAGCCUUCCAUGUACCUCGCCGACUCGCUCUACCCCAAGCCAGGCUACCAGACGUCCAAAAUGCUUAUUCCUCGACAAUUUCUCUCUUACCCAACCAACAACGGUACCUUCUACGGCAGCUGGCGAUAUGCUGAGCUGCGAAAGAACCAGUGGCUCUGGUGGACGACUCUUACUGUCAUCAUGAUCACGCUUAUUCGGGCUGGCGAAGGCGGAUCUUUGAACAAGUCCUGGCGAGGACACAACGACUCUUACUGGUACGGAGAAAAACACGAACUUCUGCAUAAAAUCGAAGAGCUUCAGCACAACCUCGGCCGAAUGGCUCACUAA